Schistosoma haematobium is the source of this 2124-nucleotide messenger RNA. RefSeq names its product Serine/threonine-protein phosphatase 6 regulatory ankyrin repeat subunit A (gene ANKRD28). The coding region runs from base 1 to 2124 and encodes 707 amino acids. The record is from RefSeq and is a predicted model, not a curated record. The transcript is spliced from 13 exons. Gene Ontology annotation, molecular function: protein binding. Lineage: Eukaryota; Metazoa; Platyhelminthes; Trematoda; Strigeidida; Schistosomatidae.
AUGAAUGACCGCUCAAAGCUAGAAGACAGCCUUAAAGUCAUCUUACAACAACUCAAAUCUUUCAGCCCUACCAUCCCAAGUGACUCGAUUUUCGCUGAAUUGAGGGACUCAAUCAAUUACGUGGUUCUUCAGUCUAAAAAAUGUUUAAAAUUCACGGAUAGCAGCCUUGUGAAAUGUAAACGAGAAAUUUCAACCCCAUGCUCAGACAUCGAUACUCCACAUAUCCCAAAGGACUUUUGUUCUUUAUGCCUCCCUUAUGACCAUUUUUAUACAGGUCUUUUACCCGAUGAUCCCAAUGGAAAAGACAUUCAAAAAUUACAAGACGGAGAAAUAGAUGAAAUUGUAUUUAAGCUAAAGCAAAAUGAAUUAACCAGGAAUUUUGUGAGAAGUGGAAAGAAAACUAGUCUUCACUAUGCGGCUUAUUGGGGCUCACAGACAUGUGUUCAAACAUUGAUACUACAGGGCUCUGAUCUUACUGCUCGUGAUGAAUAUGGUCUAACACCAAUUAUAUGGGCUUGCCAGUCGGAUCGAUUAGGAAAUCUAGUAAUCUUGUUGAAGGCAGCUAAAAUUCGAAGUGUUCCAGAAAAACAAUGGAUGUAUGAUAGUAGCGGUUAUCAUUUAAUACACCACACUUUAUUAAAAGAUGAUCGUUUAAAAUGUUUAGAAUAUUUAUCAAACAGUGAGUAUGGAUUAAACGUAGAUUCAGAAGGUCAAAAUGCACUUCAUCAUGCUGCAAUGAAAGGUUUUCUUAAUGCAUGCAAAAUUAUUCUUCAAUAUAAACCGAAUGCUAUACUGUUGAAUCAGUUCAAUAAUGAGAAUCGUACCCCUUUGCAUUUAGCUACUAUAAAUGGACAUGGGAAUAUUGUUAACUUACUGUUAAGUCAUAAAGCAAAUCCAUAUCUACGUGACAAGAAUAAUUGUUCAUCAUAUCAAUAUGCAAUUACGAAACGUUUACAUUUCUGUCUAUUAAUUUAUGAACGUUAUAAUGUUGGUAAAGAGAAGCAACAAAAUGAAAAACAUUCAUUAAAUGAAAAUUUAAUCAAUGAAUUAACUACUUUUCGUCCAGUUAAUCCACAAUUUUCUCAUUAUCAGGAUUUUAAUUUAAAUACAUGUCAAGAUAGUGACAGUCAAACAAAAAGUCCAUCUUCAUCAAUACCAGAUACCAGAUCAGUAGUACUAGUGAAUAACAAACAGACUAAUCAAAGUACUAAACAAACGCACAACUCCUCUUCAUCGUUAAACGAUUCUAUUAGGAAAAAAAUAACAAACAAUUUGUCAGUUGAAAGUAACAAUGAUAAUAACAUUGUCAAUAAAGAUAUCCAUCCUACACUAAACCAUGUUUCACCAAGAAUGUCUUUCAAAGGUCAUCUUACUGAAAUUAAAUCUAUGAUAAAUAAUAAAGAUAUACAAAAUCAUAAACUGAAAAAUAAUUUUACAAUUAAACGUCAAUUACUACCAACAGAUAAAAGAGUACAUCGGAUUAACAAUUACUCAAAAGUACCAUCAAAACGAUUAAGUCAACAAAAUGAUAAAAUUCAAAAUUCAAUGCUAAAGUUAGGAAACCAUAUACAAUCAUCAUCAUCUGAUCAUUCAGAUGUAGAUAGUAAAAGAAACGAUGAACCUAAUGAACGUUUAAUACCUAGACUAUAUAACAAUCAUAGUAUUAGUAAUAAUGGUAACGUUAUCAAUACAACUUACAAUAAUAGCAAAAUUAAUUCCAAAGAUGUUGAUAAGUUAAAAAAUAGUGAUAGUUCAUCAGUUUCUGAUAUAAAUUCAGUCCCUGAUAACGAGAGAAUCCUAAUGCCUACUCCACAUAAAGCAUCAUAUCCAAAUGAAAUAAAUCAAAACAAUUGGAAGUCUGUAUUAUACCAUCCUAGACUUCUUAAACGAGGUCAAGUUAAUAAUAUACCACAAGAGAAUUCUAUAAAUAAUAUUCAUAAAUUAGGUGUAAACAAAUCAAAUGAUCUUGAUACAGAAUAUGAAAAUGAAAUCAUACCAUUAAAUAUGAAAAUAAUGACUAAACAAACAAUGAAUUCAUCUCGUUUAAAUAAAACAUCAUUAUUUAAAAAUUUAUUAACACCAUCUUUGAAUUCUGUUAAAACUAAUAAUAAUAAUAAUAAAUAA